GUCGGUGGUUGUCAAGGGACUGUUUGGUUUACGGAAGCGCUUCCGAGGAGGCUGCAGUUUAAACGUCAACCACAGCUAACUGCCUACCAAAGUUGAUGUCAUUGAAAUGUUUUAUAGUUAGCACGACUAGUUGUAGUAUGUCAGUGUUGAUAUUGAUUUAAAAAGCGUCUCUUCACACGGACAAACCUCGCCUCCACGUGACGCUACACCCCGUUAGCUUCACAACCAACACCAUGGAAGAUGUUGCUCCUCCUGGAUCAGUCAUAGUAGCAGACUGGCAUCGAUGUAGAGACAGCAAAGACUUUUUCAGCAAGAUCCUGCACAAGAAAAGACGCAAAACCUUCGGCCUGUUGGAGUCUCCAGUGAUGCCCCCACAUGUAGCUGUGGACACGGUUCAUUAUAAGAUCUUCAUCUCUGGCAAGAGUGGAGUUGGGAAAACUGCUCUCGCCGCUCGUCUCGCAGGCCUGAACGUUCCCAGUGUGCACUAUGAAACAACGGGUAUUGAGACGACAGUGGUGUAUUGGCCGGUGAAGCUGCGAGAGAGCGGCAGAGUGCUUUUCUUCCGUCUACAGCUGUGGGACUGUGGAGAGAACGCCACGCGUAGAUUUGACCAUUUGCUUCCAUCCUGUAAGGAGCAGGUGGACGCCGUACUGUUCCUGUUUUCCUUCACUGACAGGACGUCCUUUGAUGACCUGUCAAAUCAAAUUGCCAAGUGGACCGGGCCGCCCGUGGGUCGAGUUGUAAAACUGGUAGUCGGUACCAAAUUUGAUCUCUUCAUGCACUGCGAUGUGGCAGAGAGAGACGUGAGGGACUUCAAGGAAACAUGGCGUUUGCCGCUGCUGCGUGUGGGAGGGGAGGUCAGCGACGGGCUGGGUGACGUUGCUCCGUUCCUCAACUGCCUGGCAGAGCAGCUGUGGCAUCAGGACUGUGUCACAGCUGGAUCAGCCGGCCACCACCCACAGCAGGAGACAGUGGCUCUACUUUAACACUGAACAGCUCAAGGUCACCCCUGGGUGUUGGCCUCUGAGGGACAGCACUCAGCAAACGGUCGGGGGAGAACCUCGGGAUGAGAUGGAGGAGGCUGCUCUAGAAAUUAAAUGUUUUUUAAUUGCUGCACUGUUUUUAUUACUGUAAACACAAGUGUUUAUUCUGAAAUGUCUUUAAUUCUUCCAUACCACGUCAGCAGGGUGAUGCAUCGACGUCAUGAUACAAGUGCAGAAAGCUGGAAUUUGACUACUGUUCAGUCUUAGAGAUUGUCAGAAAGUGUUCUGUAUUUAUUAAAAGUGGGUUAGUUGGAAGAAAUAAACACAAAGUGCCUUGUUGGGUCAUCACAUCCACUUUACUUGAUAGUGAUCCCUUUUCUCUGCUCUACGAUGAAAUUUAAGUAGAGUCAGUGUCAUCUUUGAUCAGAUUAUUGAAUUCAAUUACCAUAUUUAAAACAAAACAAAAAUCUCAAAACUCAAGUCUGUUGUUUAUGGGGUUUUCUUUCUGUGAAAGGUACCCUACCAAAUAAAUUAAUGUAUCAUCUGAAAUCAACAGUAUCCACCUUAAUGUUCAUUUAGGGAAUUUGUGCUAAAUACUUACUAUCACCAUUUCUUUAGUGGAGAAGAUCAGUGCAUGUUUUAUGAAGUUAUUUUUUUCUUACCAUUUCAUUUGGUUAAAUUUGUGUUGCAUUAGGUUGAUGUGAUAAGGGCAGAAAAUAAUUUGUUUCUCAAUAAUUAGAAAACAAAGCACAUUGCUUAAGAGGCCAGUAUUUAAUACAAAGUUAAAAAUAAUAAUGUAUUCAACUAAUAAAAAGUAUCCCCUCA
Messenger RNA from Scophthalmus maximus (turbot), 1808 nucleotides. RefSeq names its product ciliogenesis and planar polarity effector 2 (gene cplane2). NCBI's taxonomy places the organism in Eukaryota, Metazoa, Chordata, Actinopteri, Pleuronectiformes, Scophthalmidae. The transcript has 5 exons. The coding region runs from base 234 to 986 and encodes 250 amino acids. The record is from RefSeq and is a predicted model, not a curated record. Gene Ontology annotation, molecular function: GTPase activity; GTP binding.